This is a messenger RNA of Bufo bufo (common toad), 5421 nucleotides long. RefSeq names its product STARD3 N-terminal like (gene STARD3NL). The record is from RefSeq and is a predicted model, not a curated record. The transcript has 11 exons. Bases 461 to 1168 code for a protein of 235 amino acids. Lineage: Eukaryota; Metazoa; Chordata; Amphibia; Anura; Bufonidae.
GGCGGGGUCACACCGGGGAAGUGACGGGAGGCUGCCGGGAUGUGACUGCGGCCUGAGCGACGUGAGCGUCUGACGGGCAGGAUAUAGGGAAGAGAGAACAGCGGGAGGGAGAGGCGUUGGCGGCAGAGGCGGACGCUGCAUGUAGAGCACGGCGCCCUGCUGCUGCCUGUGACAGCGAGGAGAACUGUGGCACUGGACAAGGCUGCAAUGUGAAAAAUGUGAAAGGGUCUGAAGACUUUCCAGAUACACUGUAGAGUUCAGCAGCACAGCCUUUGUUUACAAUACUGUCACAUGAGGAAACUGACGUUUUCUGGAAUCUGGCCAAUAACGGGACCUUUCAGAACUUUUUUUUCCUUCUGUCUAUGGAGAAGUGUGAAGAAUUGUUCGUCCAGAUAUGCAGAAUUCAAAUACUUUUAGGUGAUGAUACAGAAGAGAAGAAGGCAUCCUCUGCUCAGUCACAAUGAACCAGCAGCAAAUUAACAGCGACUAUGCACGGAGCAGUGUCGUGGAUUCCCAUGGUUCACUGCUGGACGUCCAUUCAAUUAAUAGUGCUGAGUUGGUGGCAAGACUUGAAUCCUACGAGAGCUCAGGGAAAAAAAGCAUAUCUGAUGUCAGAAGAACAUUCUGCCUCUUCGUCACCUUUGAUUUCCUGUUUGUCACUUUAUUGUGGAUCAUAGAGCUAAACGCAAAUGUUAAUAUACUAGAGGCCUUGCAGAAAGAGGUUUUACACUAUGACUACCGCUAUUCGUUUUUUGACAUCUUUUUGUUAUCAUUCUUUCGAUUCAAUGUCCUAAUUAUUGCUUAUGCAAUAUGCAAACUGCGCCACUGGUGGCCAGUAGCGGUGACAACAGCAACAACUUGUGCCUUCCUGAUAGUGAAAGUUAUUGUAUCUAAGCUGUUUUCGCAAGGUGCUUUUGGUUAUGUCCUUCCCAUCAUGUCUUUUAUCUUGGCCUGGAUAGAAGCUUGGUUCUUAGAUUUUAAAGUUGUACCGCAAGAAGCUGGAGAAGAAAAUCGUCGUUUAAUGAUACAGAGCGUUUCUGAACGUGCUGCACUUUUACCACCAGGACCAAGGUCGGAUGGACAGUUCUACUCUCCCCCAGAAUCUCCUGCAGAUUCGGAUGAUGAUGCUGUAGAGAAACAAGACAGUGAAAAAUCUCUCAUUGAGUAAAAUUGAAGGCAUUCUACUGCAAGGAACCUUUUUGCAAAGAGUGAUGCAUCCAUGGUUACAACGGAAAGUAAAGCCAAUUAAAGCCUUUCAGUAGAGUACAGAUGGGGCUGCUCUAGUGGAUUGUUCUACAAGGCUGCUAAACUACUGUUGAAGUUGCUGUGGGCACCAGUUAAAACUUACGUUUGUAAGAAGAGAAAAAUACAGUGCAUACUUUAGUGCAUAGCAGAUACUAUAACAACGCUGGCUUAGUAAUACUAUGUUGUAAAAGAGCCGCAAAACUGGACCAACUUGUAUUGUACUUUCCUGGAGUCCACAGUGUCUGAUUUCAGUGCCUUUGUGCUCUCUAUGAUGCAGAAACAAGUGCAAACCUAAGGAUGGGUUCUCUGGUGAGACUAAAACUGUGAAGAUGAUGUGGGAUUUCAUUACAGAAUUAGCUUUUUGUCGUAUUGCAUCGUGCCAUCAUGUACAUGAUGUUUUAUGUAACAAAUACUGACCUUUUUUUUUUUUAACAUGUGGCACACUGGCAAGUAACAAAGAAAAGAUUCAGUUUACCAAUGUUCCUACACUGGGCAUGACUUAGAGGGGUUGUCCAGUUGGCACCCUGCACCCCCGCUGAUCAGCUGUUCUGUUUAGCUCCAACACCAGAAGUCUGCACUUGAGCUACAGAGCACCAUCAGCUGAAUGGCGGGGGUGUGGAGUAGGACAGGCCAUCACUUGAAAAAAGCUGGACAACCCCUUUAAGCAUUCAUGUAUUUGUUAUUACUCCUUGCACAAACCUUUUUUCUUAGCUGCUAUUCUGAUUUUGUUCUCAUCUUUAUAUAUAUUGUGUGUUUUUGAAUUGUCUCCUAUUGUUCUAUUGUUUGUCCUUCAGCAAAGUUUCCUAAAAUCCCACUCCAGAUAAUUAUUAAUUUUAGUUAUGUACUAAGCACUUAAAUGGUUUGAAACUAUCAACAGUGAAAUUGUAACUAUUAUUCUUAAAUUCUACCGAUUUAUUCUUUGAGUUAUCAGGCUUCUAAAAAAAAAAAAAAGCCCUAAUGCACCAAAAAAGGGAUGUUGGAAUCAAAUUAAACUUUAUAUGCGUGAUUGUAAUGAUAUAUGUAAGAAGUGAUUACAGUAUUCGGCAUAGGAUCUCAGUACUGGAGGAAAACGCUUCAGUUUUGACGCCAUUCAUUGUCAAUGGGGACAGAAUUGAAUAGAAUGCACCAGAAUGCAUUCUGUUCCGUUUGGUUGCGUACCAAUGCUGGACAGAAAAAUGAGGCAAACAGUGUUUUUGAGUUUGUCAUGGAAAGCGGAGCAAGACGGAUCCAGCAUGAAAAACAAUGUAAGUCAAUAGUGCAUGGCUGUUUUAGAGAUAACGCAACCGGAUCCGUUCAUCCUAUAGUGGCAAGACUCCGGGUCUAAUCAGACCACACCAGUAAUCAUUUACAUAUCUGUCUGAGACAUAACUGCACGCUGAAUUUUGCUGUAAUCUGACAUUUUUUUUCUGGGUGCAAUUCUUUCUUUUUUUUUUUUGUCAGAGUGUAUAUAUUUUAAGAUUUCCCAUCCAGCAACAUCAGAUUUGAUGAAUUUGACACAUUCCUGUGUAUUAUUUUGAGUAAAUGAAUUAUUUAGUACAUUGACAUUUUUUCAUGGCAUCCAAAAAUCCAGAAAUUUCGGUAACCAUUUCAGAUUUUGUAAGAUCAUAAGCAGAAGACAUAGCAGAAUGAACCAAUUAAGAAUUCUUAAAAAAAAUACUAAGUAACAUGUUUUGUAUUAGAGUACCCAUCAUUUCAGUUUUUUCUCAUAAAUCAAUAGUACCUGCAAUUAAAAUAUAGAGAAAACUAUACUUGGGCACCUGUCCUUCUACUGAGCUGAUCGUGCACUCUCAAUUCACUGGUAAAAUCAGUCCAGAGAGGCAGAGAUGACUAUCAAUUAUCAGCUCACUGAAGGAUGAGUUUACACUUGCUGCCUAUAGAAGUCUAUUGAGAGAGGAGGAGGAGUUGCUGCUGAUUUUUAGCAAGUGUCCUAUCUCACCUCAUUGCUGGAUUCACAUUAACAUUGCCCAUUACUGCUGUUCAAUGUCCAUCAUGUGCUGUUCUUCCUGAGGGUUUGCCACAAAGAGAUAAGCAACAUCAUAGUGCAUGGGAGACCUCAUAUCAGCUGGUCUCCACCCACACUGGAAUUUCAUUCAGGGGAAACUGACAAUUAGAGAUGGAGUCUGUGGAGGGAAAAACUGCUGGAAAAUGCCAGAUAAAAGUAAUAUGUGCUUAUUCUUCAUGUACACACACAGCCAAUUCUGAAAUGUCACAUGAAAUGACAGUUGAGGCCUUGUUCACACUUCAGUUAUUUGAUCAGUUAUUUCCAUCAGUUUUUGUGAGCCAAAUCCUGGAGUGGAGGCUACACAGGGAUAAAGUGUAAUGAAAAGGUCUGCACCUGUCCUGUGUUUUUGACCCGCACCUGGUUUUGGCUCACAAUAACUGAUUGAUUGAAAUAACUGAUGAAAAAACUGACGUGUUAACAAGGCCUAAUCUUUAACAUUUUAUUUUGGACUUUUUCCUGAAGGUUCUCCCAAGUGAGGUUUUAUACGAACAUGUCCUCCCUUACCUUUCCUCUUGGCUAAACAAAUUCUGAGAGAGAGUGAGAUUACUUUUGUUUUUUGGGAAACAUGAUAUAAAGUGUAGCCAUUCAGUAGUUGUGUUGUACAUUUCAGUUUGCAAGGGUUUUGAUGUUAUCUUGAAUAUUUUUCCAGAGAGAUCUUAGUCAUUAACCAAUUUCAAGCAAAUGUAAGGACACAUCUGUAUUCUUCUUUGUCUAGUAAUCCAAAACAUCAGAUAAUCUGCUGCAGAUUCUAUUGAUGUCAUGUUGAAGGAGGUUUACUAUACCCAGAUGCCCUAUUCAUAGUGAUCAAGGGCAAUUUAUAAAAUGUCUCCCCUCACAACCUAUAAGUGCCAUAUCAUUUAAUGAACCAAUAUGGUAACCUCCUUCUGAAAGAAAACUCUGCUUGGUUUUAGCAUUAAAUAAGCUCCCAUAUGAUCUUCUGUCUGCCACUUAACCCUUUUCUAUAUGCCAGAAUUUGGUAUUGGAGUGUAUAAGGUCAUUCUGGGAUGAGAAUGGAAGCUCUAUAGCCAUAAAGACCCAUUCCAUAAAGGACCCCAUACAGAUUUGAUGAGUCAUCCAAACCUGCCAAUUUUGGUGAUAUUGACCAACUAAGGCUGAGUUCGCACAUCAGUUAUUUGAUCAGUUAUUGUGUCCUAAAACCAGGUCCGGGUAAAAAACACAGAGCAGGUUCAGAUCUGUCCAUUAUACCUUAUCUCUGAGGAGGCUUCACUCUUGGUUUUGGCUCACUAUAACUGAUGGAAAUAACUGACCAAAUAACUUACAUGUGAACUUGGCCUAACUAAUAUCCACGAGUGUGUCCCAUCUGGUAUGAUGGAUGUCUCCAUGGGCGAAAGAUAAAUCACCCCUUUUACCCAUGACAAAAAUGAGGGAUAUGUGUGCAGACAGUCUAUGGCACACUUUAUAUACCCACCAAGCCUACUCACGACACUUGACUUCUUCAUGAGAUAUGCACUGCCAACGUUGAAAGGAGAAAGUGUUCACAAUAAUGUGACUCAACCAUGUAUGUGUGUGUGGUUAAUAUAACAACUAACUGAGAAUGUCUCAUGGCUUAUUUUGUACAACUUUGGUUUUUAACACAUUAUUUUACACCAUAACUUGUGUCAUGUUAUAAUAUGCUUGUGGUCUCUGCAAUGUGAGUAUAAUAGAAACUUGUUACAAGCAGAUGAUUAUUAAGAUUUCUACUUUGACGAUGGGUAGCCCUAAAACUGUGUUCUGCUUUUUGUCACCUACACCUGUGUGUGUCGCCUACAAAACUGAUUUGCUCAGUCUACAGUAUCUAUUAUUGACAGCAGUUUCUGGAAUUAGAACUCUGGGCUACUUUUAACUAAUGGUUAUGAUUUUCUUACAUCAUCAGGGUAGGUUGCCAUUGUUACUGGCAGCAUUACAUCCCAACUAAAUAUUUGCAUUAACUGUAUGAACGAACCGAAGAAUCUGUCCCAAUGUAUUGUGAAUGUAAUAUUUUUUACUUAAGCUGUUUUUUCUAAAAACUGCAAGUAGAUAUACAGAAAUUGUGUUGUAACCUGUAGCAAGCAACUGGGCUUUUCCAUUUGAUUUUUGAACAAAUGGAGAUCCAAUUGGGUUUUUAAAGGUCACAGCCAAAAUCAGCUCUUGAAAAAUCAAGUUUGAGCUCAGAUUUUCCACCUAGAUUUAUUUUA